AUGGUAAGGAAACACGCAAACAGACGCAUACACACACAUGCACAUGCACAUACAGAUACAGACAAGGACACGGAGGUUAGAGGAGAAGAAGAAAUUUAUUUCUUCUACGAAAGGUGUGUCUUGUCUCGUGGGAAGUGCUGUGGGAGUGAUGUUGAAAAAGCGGUUGAAUUUGAAAUGCCUCCUGUAACUCUGUUUGCUGCUCACAUUAUUACUUCAUGUUUUUACGUGAUGUGA
Thelazia callipaeda (thelaziosis nematode) is the source of this 234-nucleotide messenger RNA. Lineage: Eukaryota; Metazoa; Nematoda; Chromadorea; Rhabditida; Thelaziidae. The record is from the annotation of a GenBank genome assembly.